AUGGCCGACGGCGCCUCCUCGCCCGCGCGAGGCGAGUGGAGCAGCACCGAGGAAGAGCUGGCAUACUACAAGACGCAGUAUGAAACUUUGGAGGUCGAGCUGCAGGAGUUUCAGGCCUCUAGCAAGGAGCUAGAGGUGGAGAUGGAGAAGGACAUCGAGGAGAGCGAAAAGCGGGAGCGCAAGCUGAAAGAGAAAGUUGAGGGGCUCGGCUUCGAAGUUGAAGAGUGGAAGGCCGCGAGCGACUUUGCUCUAGAUACUGACGUUCGUGUGCAGACCAAAUACAAGCAAAGCAAGACCGAAGCCAGCAAUGCGCAGAAUACACUCCAGAAGGAGAUCACGGCGCUCCGCGAGUCGCAGCGAUCGCUCCAGAUGCAGCUCCGCGAUACCGAAGUCCAGAACGACGACCUAGAGCGCCAAGGUCGUAAUCAAACAUCGUCGCUUGAGGACCUGGAGUCCAAAUACAACGUCACCCUAGAACGAACCGUCAUGUUGGACGAGGAGAUCAAGAUUGGGGAACAGGAGCGUGAGGGCUUGAGAAUCGAGACCCAACGACUUCGGGACGAAUUGUCCGACCUUCGCAUCGAGGCUGAGAUCGUACAAGAGAAGCUGCGCAUCGCAGAGGAGACCAUAGAGAGCCACCAUCAACGCAAGACCUCGAACCUGCUUGCUGGCGAUUCGUUACGUCCCCGCUCACCCGUCUCAGAGACAUCGACCUCCGCCACCACGCUUUCUUCGCCCACGACCGCUUCCACGCCACCUCGCUCAAAACCCGAAUCUUUGCUUCCCGAUACUACGCCUCCUUCUCCACCUCUAUCCGAAGCAUCACUUGCUACAAAGCCUGUACCUUCGACGCCUAUGCCUGCACGGAAAAAGUCUAUUGCGUUAGACCCCUCCGCCACGCCCCGACCUGGCAUAUACUCCUCACGACCAGCACGGCACUCUCGAGCCCCCAGUAUUCCAACGUCGAUGAGGGCUGCAGCCACACCCAGCGGUCGUGCUACGCCUUCUAUCCGGACCACCGCCCCGGCGCAAAAGAGCGCCAGGCCAAGUGUGGGAGGAAAGCCAGCGGGUGGUCUGCCGAGGUCUGGUUCCUUGUACCAGAUUCGAAAUCUAAUUGGCAACAUGCAGAAGCUUGAGGAGCGUGUACACAACGUGAGAUCGAGACUACCGGCUCCGACGCAUACCCCACCACGUGCCAGUCCGCGUACCGCAAGUGCUCUCGGACACCACAUACCGAGCACCGUGACAGUAAGAAGAAGCAGCAAACGAACGUCACAAGCUUCCACGAGCUCCGCUAUGAACAACACUGGUGAAACUGGCGUGAGCCGUCUGUCCUUCGGAGUGUCGCGCGAGCCCAGCAGCAGCCGCCCGAGCAGUCGGGCCUCUGUAGCGUCCCAGCGACCAGCGAGCAGGAGCAGCACGCGGACGCCAUUGGGCCACUACGCCUCUUCGUCCAUCAGUGGGGUAGAGGGGCGGAUCCCACGCCCACGGAGCUCAAUGAGCGGACAGUCUAGUGGGCACAGCCAUUCCCAUUCGAUGUCUUUAUCGGGCGCCAUGCGGGACGACCCAGACGGCCUGAGUGAUGGGAGCAGUUCAGCCACACCUAUAGGGCGCCGCAUGUCGGUCGACAGGACAGGCAUUCCCACCCCGAGCGGCAUUCCACGGAGACAGAGCGCAGGAAGAAGGACCAGCGCAGAGCUGGGUAUGCAUGGAAUGGGUCCUCCUGCGAGGCCGCGCAAGAUGAGCCAGGUAGAGGAGUCCUUCUAG
Molecule: messenger RNA, 1767 nt
Organism: Didymosphaeria variabile
Lineage: Eukaryota; Fungi; Ascomycota; Dothideomycetes; Pleosporales; Didymosphaeriaceae
Product: NADH:ubiquinone oxidoreductase
Exons: 2
Coding region: 1-1767 (588 amino acids)
Biological process (GO): cell migration; establishment of mitotic spindle orientation; chromosome segregation
Cellular component (GO): kinetochore; centrosome; kinesin complex
Molecular function (GO): microtubule binding
Source: RefSeq, a predicted model, not a curated record